AUGAAUCUCGAUAGUGCAGCUGACUUUUGUCCACAAUGCCAUUUCAUGCUAGAACUCCCAGAAGUCAUGGAUAUAAUUGAGUGCAAUCGUUGUGGAUAUAAGGUAUCCAAUCCACCCUAUCAACCAAGUGCUCCAUUACUGAUUAUCAACCUAAAUACAUCAUCUCAACCAUCAAAAUGGAACCAAAGUCCUGGCUAUCCAAUCAACAAGACUCUAAAUUAUCUGAUCAAUCACACAGAGCUGUUAUUCAACAAGCCUGUCCUAAAUGCAGUCAUGAGGAAGCCUACUUUUCAACAGCACAAUUGAGAUCAGCAGAUGAAGGAUCCACUGUAUUCUAUGAAUGCGUUAAAUGCCAGUUCCGCUAUCAAUUAAAUAAUUGA
Messenger RNA from Paramecium octaurelia, 380 nucleotides. Lineage: Eukaryota; Ciliophora; Oligohymenophorea; Peniculida; Parameciidae. The record is from the annotation of a GenBank genome assembly.